AUGCCAACCUUCGCGUUCACGGCGCUGCGAAUACCAAAGAAGUUCAUAAAGGAGAUCGACAAGUCAAGACGGCGCUUCCUCUGGGCGGGAGACGAAGAAAUCUCGGGCGGCAAAUGCAAGCCAACCAGGCCCUGGGUUGGCACCGGGACGCCAUGCGACGCUGUUGAUCGGGCUCUUUUCGCGGCCUCCAUGGUGGUGACCAUCGGGAACGGUGCUACUGCAUCCUUCUGGUCGUGCUCCUGGCUGGGAGGGAGGCAACUUUGCUCGGCAUACCCCGACUUGUUCGCCCGAGCCAUCCGCAAGAACAGAAGCGUAAAGGAGGCCUUGACUAAUGAUCGGUGGAUCCUCGACCUUCGCAACGGCGACUACAACAACAUUGUGCAUCAAGUGGUGCAGCUGGCAAGAGAGAUCAGGCAAGCUCAAAUCAAUCUGGAACCGGAGGCCCCGGACACGAUCAAAUGGAAGUUCAACAGCUCGGGAAACUACUCGACAAGCUCGGCGUACAACGCACAAUUUGAAGGCAAUUAG
This is a messenger RNA of Aegilops tauschii subsp. strangulata, 528 nucleotides long. RefSeq lists its product as uncharacterized. NCBI's taxonomy places the organism in Eukaryota, Viridiplantae, Streptophyta, Magnoliopsida, Poales, Poaceae. The record is from RefSeq and is a predicted model, not a curated record.